Messenger RNA from Physeter macrocephalus (sperm whale), 7476 nucleotides. RefSeq names its product mucin-6. Gene Ontology annotation, molecular function: protein binding. The transcript has 37 exons. Lineage: Eukaryota; Metazoa; Chordata; Mammalia; Artiodactyla; Physeteridae. The record is from RefSeq and is a predicted model, not a curated record. Bases 1 to 7476 code for a protein of 2491 amino acids. Gene Ontology annotation, cellular component: extracellular matrix.
AUGCUCAGGUCCUGGCUGCUGUUCCUCUGCUGCGGCGGUGCCCUGCUCAGCGCCGGGCUGGACGACAGCUCCUUGGUGCCCCCAGGCCUCCAGAGGCUGAAGGACUCCCCACAGACAGCUGUAGACAGGGGCUGGUGCUCCACGUGGGGGGCCGGCCACUUCUCCACCUUCGACGGCCACGUGUAUGAUUUCUCGGGGACCUGCAACUACGUCUUCGCGGCCAUGUGCAAGGACGCCUCGUCCACCUUCAGCGUGCAGCUACGGCGAGGGCCGAGCGGGAACAUCUCCCGGGUCAUCGUGGAGCUGGGGGCCUCUGUGGUCACCGUGCAGACGGCGGUCGUCUCCGUCAAGGAUGUGGGGGUCGUCAGCCUGCCCUACACCAGCAACGGGCUCCAGAUCACACCCUUCGGCCAGAGCGUGCGGCUGGUGGCCAAGCAGCUGGAGCUGGAGCUGGUGGUCAUGUGGGGCCCGGGCGCCCACCUCAUGGUCCUGGUGGAGAAGAAGCACAUGGGCAAGAUGUGUGGGCUGUGUGGGAACUUCGACGGCGAGAAGACCAAUGAGUUUCUGAGCGAGGACGGCCAACUCCUGGAACCCCCUAAGUACGCCGCCCUCCAGAAGCUGGAUGACCCCAACGAGAUCUGCGCCUAUGAGGCCAUCCCCAGCCCCCGGGUCCCGCAGGCAGCGAACGCCCAGGCCUGCAUCCAGCUGCUGACCCUGGUGUCCCCCGAGUGCAACGUGCCCAAGGAGCCCUUCCUGCUGAGCUGCCAGGCGGACAUGGCCGCGUGUGCCCAGCCCGGCCGGCACCACUGCAGCUGUGCCACGCUAUCCGAGUACUCGCGCCAGUGCAGCAUGGCCGGCCAGCCCGUCAACAGCUGGCGGGGCCCUGGCCUCUGUUCCGUGGGCCAGUGCCCAGCCAACCAGGUGUACCGGGAGUGCGGCGAGACCUGCGUGCGGACCUGCUCCAACCCGCAGCACGGCUGCUCCAGCUCCUGCACCUUUGGCUGCUUUUGCCCGGAAGGUAUGGUUCUGGACGACAUCUCCAAAAACCACAGCUGCGUGCCUGUCCCCCAGUGCCCCUGCAUGCUCAGCGGGGUGGUGUACGCUCCUGGGGAGGUCACGACAGCCGCCUGCCACACCUGCCGGUGCUCUGGGGGCCACUGGGAGUGCGUGCAGCGGCCCUGCCCCAGGCGCUGUGCCCUGGAGGGCGGCUCCUUCGUCACCACAUUCGACGCCAGGCCCUACCGCUUCCACGGCACCUGCACCUACAUCCUCCUCCAGAGCCCCCUGCUCCCCGACGGCGGCUCGCUCAUGGCCGUGUACGACAAGUCUGGGUACUCGCACUCGGAGACAUCCCUGGUCGCUGUCAUCUACGUGUCCAGCCAGGACAAAAUCGUGAUUUCUCAGGACGAGGUGAUCACCAACAACGGGGACACCAAGUGGCUGCCGUAUAAGACCCGCAACAUCACGGUCUUCAGGCAGACAUCCACCCACGUCCAGAUGGUCACCACCUUCGGACUGGAGCUCGUGAUCCAGAUGUGGCCCGUGUUCCAGGUGUACAUCACUGUCGGGCCCCAGUUCAGAGGCCAGACCAGAGGGCUCUGCGGCAACUUCAACGGGGACACGACGGACGACUUCACGACCAGCAUGGGCAUCGCCGAGGGCACCGCCUCGCUCUUCGUGGACUCCUGGCGGGCAGGGAACUGCCCAGCCGCGCUCGAGCGUGAGACCGACCCCUGCUCCAUGAGCCAGCUCAACAAGGUGUGCGCGGAGACCCACUGCGCGGUGCUGGUGAAGAAGGGCUCGGUGUUCGAGAAGUGCCAUGCCGCCGUGGACCCCAAGCCCUUCUACAAGAGGUGCGUGUACCAGGCCUGCAACUACGAGGAGACCUUCCCGCACAUCUGCGCCGCCCUGGGCGACUACGCCCUUGCAUGCACCUCGCGGGGCGUCCUGCUCCGGGGCUGGAGGGGCAGCGUGGACAACUGCAGCACCCCUUGCACGGGCAACCAGACGUUCAGCUACGACAGCCAGGCCUGUGACCGCACGUGCCUGUCGCUGUCCGACCGCGAGGUCGAGUGCCACCCCAGCGCCGUGCCCGUGGACGGCUGCAACUGCCCCGAGGGCACCUACCUGAACCACAAGACCGAGUGUGUGCGUAAGGCCCAGUGUCCCUGCCUCCUGGAUAGCUCCAAGUUCAUCCUGGCCAACCAGUCCACCACGGUCAAUGGCGUCAUCUGCUACUGCGUCAACGGGCGGCUGAGCUGCCCGGCACAGCCUCAGAUGCUCUUGGCAACGUGCUCGGCCCCCAAGACGUUCCAGUCCUGCAGCCAGUCCUCGGAGGACAAGUUCGGGGCAGCCUGCGCUCCCACCUGUCAGAUGCUGGCCACCGGCACCCCGUGUGUGCCCACCAAGUGUGAGCCUGGCUGUGUCUGUGCCAAGGGGCUCUACGAGAACGCCAGAGGGCAGUGCGUGCCCCCCGAGGAGUGCCCGUGCGAGUUUGCAGGCGCCUCCUAUCCCCAGGGCGCCGAGCUCCACACGGACUGCAAGAGCUGCACCUGCUCUAGGGGGACAUGGACGUGCCAGCAGAGUGCUCACUGCCCAUCCACCUGCGCCCUCUACGGGGAGGGCCACGUGGUCACCUUCGAUGGGCAGCGCUUCGUGUUUGACGGCAACUGCGAGUACAUCCUGGCCACGGACAGCUGCGGUGCCAGCGACUCACAGCCCACCUUCAAGAUCCUUACAGAGAAUGUCGUGUGUGGGAAGUCGGGCGUCACCUGCUCGCGGGCCAUCAAGAUCUUCCUGGGGGGCCUGUCCAUCACGCUGGCGGACAGGAACUACACGGUCAGCGGGGAGGACCCCGGCAUGCACUUCCGGGUCAAGGCCGGCUCCCUGCACCUGGUGCUGGAUGCCACCAUCAGCAGCACGUACAACCUGACCCUCAUCUGGAACAAGCACAUGACCGUCUUCAUCAAGAUCGCCCGUGCCUCGCAGGACGCCCUCUGCGGCCUGUGCGGCAACUACAACGGGAACAUGAAGGACGACUUCCAGACACGCAGCGGGUACUUGGCGUCCAGCGAGCUGGACUUCGUGAACUCCUGGAAGGAGAGCCCACUGUGCGGGGACGCCACCUUCACGCUGGACCCCUGCAGCCUCAACACCUUCCGCCGCUCCUGGGCCGAGCGCAGGUGCAGCAUCAUCAACAGCCAGACCUUCGCCGCCUGCCACGGCCAGGUGUACCGCCUGCCUUACUAUGAGGCCUGCGUGCGCGACGCGUGCGGCUGUGACACCGGCGGGGACUGCGAGUGCCUGUGUGACGCCGUGGCCGCCUACGCCAAGGCCUGCGUGGACAAGGGCGUGUGCGUGGACUGGCGGUCCCCGGACUUCUGCCCCAUCUACUGCGACUUCUACAACACCCACACGCAGGCGGGCGGCGGCAGGUACCGGUACGCCCGGGAGGCCAACUGUACGUGGCACUACCAGCCGUGCCUCUGCCCCGCGGGGCCGCAGAGCGUCCCGGGCACCAACAUCGAAGGCUGCUACAACUGCUCCCAGGACGAGUACUUCGACCACGACAAGGGGACGUGUUUGCCAUGCAGCAGCUUGCCUGCCACGGAAACCAGGCCCACCACAGCCACAGCCAGCACCACAGUGACCCCCAGCACCACCGGGCUGAGCUCCACCAGACCCUCGCCAAGCUCCCCGGCCACACCUGAGGCCCCGACCCGGACACCCAGCCUUCCGGCCACGCCAACGGCCACAGCCACAGCCCCCACCACCCAGACACAACCAACAGUCCCCUCAGGACAUAAGGCCCCCAGGCCAGGGCCCCGGGGUGGAUUCUCCUCAAACCACCUCCACCGUCACCACACGGGCCACAUCGGCACCGGCCUCCACGGCACCCACCGUGACCCAGGCCACAACGCAGCCCACAGGAUCCUCCCACGGCACAGCCACGCGGUCCACAGCUCGGUCCACGGCGCGAACCACAGCAGCCCCGCCAACCCCGGCAACAUCAGGGACCUCCACAGUGUCCCCUGCAAAGACCGUCACACACACAGCCCCGCCACUGACAAAGACCACAACAGAGACCGCCACACCCACAUCCCCUCCACUGACAAAGACCACAACAGGGACCACCACACCCAGAACGCCGCCACUGACAAAGACCACAGCAGGGACCACCACACCCACAGCCCAGCCACUGACAAAGAUCACAACAGAGACCGUCACACACACAGUCCCUCCACUGACAAAGACCACAACAGAGACCGCCACACCCACAUCCCCUCCACUGACAAAGACCACAACAGAGACCGCCACACCCACAGCCACGCCACUGACAAAGACCACAACAGGGACCACCACACCCAGAACCCCGCCACUGACAAAGACCACAACAGAGACCGUCACUCACACAGCCCAGCCACUGACAAAGAUCACAACAGAGACCGUCACACACACAGUCCCUCCACUGACAAAGACCACAACAGAGACCGCCACACCCACAUCCCCUCCACUGACAAAGACCACAACAGAGACUGCCACACCCACAGCCACGCCACUGACACAGACCACAACAGGGACCACCACACCCAGAACCCCGCCACCUACAAAGACCACAACAGAGACCGUCACUCACACAGCCCCACCACUGACAAAGACCACAACAGAGACCGUCACACACACAGCUCCUCCACUGACAAAGACCACAACAGAGACCGCCACACCCACAUCCCCUCCAUUGACAAAGACCACAACAGAGACCGCCACACCCACAGCCACGCCACUGACAAAGACCACAACAGGGACCACCACACCCAGAACCCCGCCACUGACAAAGACCACAACAGAGACCGUCACACACACAGCCCUGCCACAGACAAAGACCACAACAGAGACCGCCACACCCACAUCCCCUCCAUUGACAAAGACCACAACAGAGACCGCCACACCCACAGCCACGCCACUGACAAAGACCACAACAGGGAUCGCCACACCCACAGCCAUGCCACUGACAAAGACCACAACAGGGACUGCCACACCCACAGCCACGCCACUGACAAAGACCACAACAGGGACCGCCACACCCAGAACCCCGCCACUGACAAAGACCACAACAGAGACCGUCACACACACAGCCCUGCCACAGACAAAGACCACAACAGUGACCGCCACACCCACAUCCCCUCCACUGACAAAGACCACAAAAGGGACCACCACACCCAGAACCCCGCCACUGACAAAGACCACAGCAGGGACCACCACACUCACAGCCCCUCCACUGACAAAGACAACAGAGACCGCCACACCCACAUCCCCUCCACUGACAAAGACCACAACAGAGACGACCGUCACUCACACAGCCCCACCACUGACAAAGACCACAACAGAGACCAUCACACACACAGCCCCUCCACUGACAAAGACCACAACAGAGACCGCCACACCCACAUCCCCUCCACUGACAAAGACCACAACAGAGACCGCCACACCCACAGCCACGCCACUGACAAAGACCACAACAGGGACCACCACACCCAGAACCCCGCCACCUACAAAGACCACAACAGAGACCACCACAACAGGGACCGCCACACCCAGAACCACGCCACUGACAAAGACCACAACAGAGACCGCCACACCCAGAACCCCACCACUGACAAAGACCACGACAGGGACCGCCACACCCACAGCCCAGCCACUGGCAAAGACUACGACAGAGACCGCCACACCCACAGCCCCGCCACUGACAAAGACCACGACAGAGACCGCCACACCCACAGCCCAGCCACUGACAAAGACCACGACAGAGACCGCCACACCCACAGCCAUGCCACUGACAAAGACCACGACAGGGACCGCCACACCCACAACCCCGCCACUGACAAAGACCACAACAGAGACCGCCACACCCACAGCCUUGCCACUUACAAAGACCACAACAGAGACCGCCACACCCACAGCCACGCCACUGACAAAGACCACAACAGGGACCGCCACACCCAGAACACCGCCACUGACAAAGACCACUACAGGGACCACAGGAACCCAGAACUCGGGACCGCCACACCCAGAACACCGCCACUGACAAAGACCACUACAGGGACCACAGGAACCCAGAACUCGGUCAGCACAGCCACAACCUCCACGGUUCCGGUAUCACACUCUACUUCACGUGCCCUGCAUGUAACCACAUCCCCACCAUUCACCACCAUCUCCCUUAAAUCCACCAGUAGAGGCACAGGGACACCCGUGACACACACUGCCACGGCCACCCACACUGGGCCACAUACCCCUUUCACCACCCACUCCAUCCCCACCCGUUCCGUCCCCACCACGUCCCACACGAUAGGUCCAUCCACAGGAACAUCCUUCCAGACCACUACCACUUACCCCAUCACAUCACACCCAGAGACCCUUCCCACCCAUGUGUCAACAUCUGCCACUUCCUCGGUGACUCCAAUCUCUCACCAAGUCAUCACCGCAACAAGGUCCCACACUACCUCCACCAUCCCAAAGCCAACUGGCACCCCUCCCACAUCAACGCACGUCCCUGUCACAGAAACAGAGUUUACACCCACAGCCCCGCCACUGACAAAGACCACAACAAGGACCACCCAAGCCCAGAACUCGGUCAGCACAGCACUACCACAAAGCUCUAGCUUUCGCUCUACAUUAUCUUCUCCAACUCCUCUAAACCCAAGCCAGGGUCCUUUCACCGCUUCUGUUUCUUACCAUAGUCCUGUCUACAUCCCGGACCACAGCCAGCAACCCCACCUCCUCAGCUCUGUCCUCUCGGUCCACGACCUCACGGUCCACCUCUCUCACGACCCGAGCCCCCACGCAGGGCCUCCUGUCUUCUACCCUGGGAGUGACAGCCAUCCCGAAUCCUCCAGCCACCAACCUCACCACCAGACAGCCAAGUACCACCGGGCUGCCGGCCACCGUAUUCCUGACCAGCUCCAUCACUGCGCAUGGAAGCUCCUCCUUUCCCACUUCCGGGUCCUUUUCCACCAGGGGUUCAUCCAUCUCCUCUCUCGUCACAUCUCUACACGGCUCUUCAGAAAGCAGGCACGUGCCUUUCCCCAGGUGAUCGUCGGGGCCCGAGCUGGGACUAGCGGCCGGGGCGCCUGCACUCCAGGGUUGGCGCCCACCCAGGUCUCAGUGCUGCAGCAGGACUGUCCACCACUGCAGGACGAGACCUGCAGCGUGAGGGAGUCUGAGGAAGAGGUCACUUACCAGGGGUGCACGGCCAACGUGACGGUGACCCGCUGCGAGGGCGUCUGCGCCUCCUCAGCCAGCUUCAACACCGACACCAUGCACGUGGACACCAGCUGCAGCUGCUGCCACCCGCUCAGCUCCCACGAGAAGCGGCUCGCGCUGCCCUGCCCGGACCCCAGGGGGAGGGGACAGCAGCUGAUGCUCACGCUGCAGAUGUUCAGCAGCUGCACGUGCCGCUCCCAGCGCUGCGGCGACUAG